GUCUAACUUCCGCAAACAAACGUCUGAUUUUCGUUCUUACUUCAGGAUAAUUUACCAUCAUUUCCUGUCCAUGGAAUGUCCGUCAAAAGAUCUAAGGGACAUCACAUAUCUCUUUAGAGGACUUGAUCUUUAGAGGGCUUGCACAAGAUCUACACAAUGUCUUUCCAAGUGAAUCAACCACCCUCUGUGGUGGCCAAGGUGGCCAAAUCAGAAGAGGUGGACACGGGGGGUGGGAAGAAGCAGUCACGAGAAGACUGGAAGAAGAUGAAGGAGUUAGAGGAGGCAAGGAAGGCAGGUACUGCCCCAGCCAUGCAAGAUGAGGAGGGAAAAGAUAUCAACCCCCAUAUACCUCAGUACAUCAUGCAGGCUCCGUGGUACUUUGGAGCUUCAGCCCCUACUCUCCGCCAUCAGCGACAGCAAGCAGAAAACCUCAAGACAUUCACACAGAUGGGGGAAUGGUACAAGAGAGGUGUGAGGGAGGGUCAAAUUGCUACAAAAUACAGAAAGGGUGCCUGUGAAAACUGUGGGUCAUUAACACACAAGAAAAAGGACUGUGUGGAGCGGCCCAGGAAAGUCGGUGCUAAAUACACAGGUGAAAACAUUGCCCCCGAUGAGUUUCUUCAGCCUAAGUUGGACUUUGAUUUUGAUGGAAAAAGGGAUAGAUGGAACGGAUAUGAUCCAGAGCAACAUCAAAAAAUUAUUGAGGACUAUGCCAAAAUUGAGGAGGCUAAGCAGGUACUUAAAGCCCAGAAACUUGAAGAAUCCUUCACAGGAGAAACGGACAAAGUAGAAGAGAAGCAGACGGGUAAGGACAGUGAUGAUGAAGAUAAAUAUGCAGAAGAUGCUGACAUGCCGGGUCAGAAGUUUGAGACCAAACAGAGAAUUACGGUGCGAAAUUUGAGGAUCCGAGAAGAUACUGCCAAGUACUUGUACAACUUGGACUUGAACUCAGCUUACUAUGACCCAAAGACACGAUCAAUGAGAGAGAAUCCCUUCAGGAAUUCAGGGCAGCCUGACAAAGAAUUGGAGUAUGCUGGAGAUAAUUUUGUUCGAUCUUCAGGAGAUGCAAAUAAUUUUGCUUUGAGGCAGUUGUUUGCCUGGGAGGCGUACGAGCGAGGGACAGACAUCCAGUUACAGGCUGACCCCACCAAAACUGAGUUGCUCUAUCAGGAGGUGGAGGACAGGAAAACGACCCAGAAAACCAGUCAGAAGAUGGGAAUCCUGGACAAGUAUGGGGGACAGGAACAUCUGGAGGCCCCUCCCAAGGAACUGCUGUUAUCCCAAACAGAAGAUUAUGUGGAGUAUUCAAGACAUGGUACACUUUUGAAAGGCCAGGAAAAGCCAGUGAUUCGCUCCAAAUAUGAAGAGGAUACCUACAUCAACAACCACACAACUGUGUGGGGGUCCUACUGGAAGGAUGGGGUCUGGGGAUACAAGUGUUGUUACUCCUGUGUGAAGGAGUCCUAUUGUACAGGAGAGGCCGGCAAGGAAGCUGCUGAGGCAGGUGUGUUAGCUAUUAUGAGAGGAUCGGGCAGGGAGGAAGAUGCUGGGGAGGAGGAACCUGUCAAGUCACUGGUUGAGCAACAUAAAGAGAAGCUGGAAAAAAAGAAGAAGAAAAAGAAGAAGCACAAGAAAAAGCACAGGAAGUCUGACAGUGAUAGUGAUUCUGAGGAUGAAGAUGCGAAGAAGAAAAAGAAGAUGAAAGAGGCUUUGCGCAAAGAAGUAGAAAGUCAGAGACAAGCAGAUGAACUGUUGGCAAUAGAUGAGAGAAAGCGGCCAUAUAACAGCAUGUUUGAGGCCAAGGCUCCUACAGAAGAGGAAAUGGAGGCUUUCAGGAUGAAGAGGUUGAGGACAGAGGACCCCAUGUCUCAUUUCUGAGGACAGAAGACCCCAUGGCUCAUUGCUAAGGACAGAAAACCCCAUGGCUCAUUUCUGAGGACAUGGCCUUGUGUCCUUUUACGGUUACUAAUUACAGUCAGUCAGUACAUUAUUUCUACAGCCUUGAUUUGUCUGCUGUCAUGCCUUUUGACAACAUGCAUUAUGACUACACUACAGCAGUGACUACUCUGAUGCUACAGCCAGCCAGUGACUACUCCAAUGCUACAGCCAUUGACUACUGUGAUCCCACAGCCAGUUGUCGUAGAAUAGAGCUGUUGAUUUCUUAUUUGAUGACAAGUCUUAUAAUAAUGUAUGGUUUGAUGUUACAUCUAGUCCUGUUUCUCAUGCUGUAGCUAGCGACUGGUCUUGGUGACCUGUCUGAGGUCAAUACACUGAAGAUACAGAUAUUGGUCUUUCUGAUGUUACAUUUACAAGCACACAUAUCGACUCAUUCACGUGAAACAGUGUGAAUUCCUUUGAAGUAUCUACAUGUACAUACUGGGUAAUUUAGAACAUUAAGCUGCCAUUUACUAUGGUAUAACUUGAUGGCUAUGUUGAUGUCACGCAGACACCUCGACAUGCUAAAAGAACAUAAAAUGUAUGGUAAUUGCAGCUCAAGUGCUGAACGCAAUAUUUAAAUAAGGGGCAUUCAUCAGUGGUGUGGACAACAAGCCCACUGUGUGGAAGUAAUUGGAGGUUGUUCGAAAAAUUGCAGUUUUGGAACACUCAUUGUGAGGAGUGUGGAAGUGUGGCUGAAAAUUACUUUGGUUGAAACCUGGAUAGGAGAAUGUAGAAGUGGAUGUAAAGUGGAACCGUAAUAGACCAGAAUCUGUAUAGAUCGUCCUGUCACCAGUGUGAGCGGUUUUCUGAGGAAAUAUUAGCACAUUACAGCAUCCUGUAAAUAUUUGGUCUGUACACUCCACUUGUCAAGUUGAAAUCUGAUUGUUUGCAAACCAUUAUGGUAACAAUUGUCGAACCUACAACCAGAACCAAACCUAUGCUGUGGACAAGAAUUAGGAGGGCUUGUCAGGUGAGAAGGCUGACUGCGUAAAGCUCUGUCUAUAUGAAACAUCGAAGGUAAGAUACAAUGUAUAUACAUUUCCAGAACAUGUUAUCAGCAUAAGAAAUCACCUUGAUCAAUUGUUGUCUAUCUGGAAUUUUCUGUAGUUGUAACUAGUUUAGGCAAACUGCACGACAUUUGUGUACAAAGUAGAUGGAUUGCCGACGUUUGUGUUUCUUGUGAUAAAGUGAUAAAAUGAUUUAUACAGAUGUAAAUAAGUUGUAAAUAAACUUUUAUGAAUAUAAAGUAACUUC
Molecule: messenger RNA, 3192 nt
Organism: Liolophura sinensis
Lineage: Eukaryota; Metazoa; Mollusca; Polyplacophora; Chitonida; Chitonidae
Product: pre-mRNA-splicing factor SLU7-like
Exons: 15
Coding region: 157-1878 (573 amino acids)
Biological process (GO): mRNA splicing, via spliceosome
Cellular component (GO): spliceosomal complex
Molecular function (GO): pre-mRNA 3'-splice site binding
Source: RefSeq, a predicted model, not a curated record